Hibiscus syriacus is the source of this 1426-nucleotide messenger RNA. RefSeq names its product 2-methyl-6-phytyl-1,4-hydroquinone methyltransferase, chloroplastic-like. Bases 270 to 1295 code for a protein of 341 amino acids. NCBI's taxonomy places the organism in Eukaryota, Viridiplantae, Streptophyta, Magnoliopsida, Malvales, Malvaceae. The record is from RefSeq and is a predicted model, not a curated record. Gene Ontology annotation, biological process: methylation. The transcript has 3 exons. Gene Ontology annotation, molecular function: 2-methyl-6-phytyl-1,4-benzoquinone methyltransferase activity.
AAAAAUUAGAGAGAGAAUGUCUUAGAAUCCACUAGGGAACAGAGUCCAGUCCAAAUCCUGUGGCUGUGGUGUCCGUUUCCCUUAACUCGAGUUUGAAGUCUCAACCAAAGUUGCUGAACACCAGACAAUAAAAGAGUAAAAACAGCAAUACCCCCAAAAAAGGUAACAUCUUUGGUCCAAACUCAUCCAAAAAAUUGUAUUUGCUCAAAGUUUUCAAGUAAAGAUUUCAUCUUUUUUUUAUUUGUGGCUAGUUUUUGCUUGCUUAAUCCAUGGCUUCUUCCAUGCUCAGCGGAGCUGAAAGCUUCACUCUCAUCAGAGGGGUAACCCCAAAAAGGAUUGAUUUUUUAGGGUCAGGUUUUCACGGGGAACACUUGUCCAAUCUGGGUUUUAUCUCUAGUACUAGAAUCUCCAGGCCAUUAACAACGAUGGCCCCUAAGUGCAGCUUAUCAGCAUCAAGGCCUGCUUCACAGCCAAGAUUCAUACAACACAAAAAGGAGGCUUUUUGGUUCUACAGGUUCCUGUCAAUCAUUUAUGACCAUGUGAUAAACCCUGGUCAUUGGACUGAAGACAUGAGGGAUGAUGCACUGGAGCCGGUUGACCUCAACAACAGGAACAUGAUUGUUGUAGAUGUUGGUGGUGGAACUGGUUUCACUACUUUGGGUAUCGUUAAGCAUGUGGAUGCUAAGAAUGUUACAAUUCUCGACCAAUCUCCGCACCAACUCGCCAAGGCUAAGCAGAAGGAGCCCCUCAAGGAGUGCAAGAUAAUUGAAGGUGAUGCCGAAGAUCUCCCCUUCCGUACUGAUUAUGCUGAUAGAUAUGUCUCUGCUGGCAGCAUAGAGUACUGGCCAGACCCACAGCGAGGCAUCAAGGAAGCAUACAGGGUGUUGAAACUAGGAGGAAAAGCUUCUCUAAUUGGUCCUGUGUACCCUACAUUUUGGUUGUCUCGCUUCUUUGCGGAUGUUUGGAUGCUUUUUCCCAAGGAGGAAGAGUACAUUGAGUGGUUCGAAAAGGCUGGAUUUAAGGAUGUUCAACUCAAAAGGAUUGGCCCUAAAUGGUAUCGAGGAGUUCGUAGACAUGGUUUGAUCAUGGGAUGCUCCGUAACCGGUGUUAAACCUGCAUCCGGGGACUCUCCUUUGCAGCUCGGGCCAAAGACGGAGGAUGUAUCGAAGCCAGUAAACCCAUUUACAUUUCUCUUACGCUUUUUACUGGGUACCAUGGCAGCAACGUAUUAUGUAUUGGUCCCUAUCUAUAUGUGGUUAAAGGACCAAGUCGUACCGGAAGGUCAACCAAUCUAAACAGCCAGCGACCAGGGCUACUGCCACCCUUCCUAGCUGCAUAUAUUUCUUUAGGUACAUCUUAUGUAAUGUAAGACACCUUGUAGCUAUGUGAGCUUUUUGUAUUUUCUUAACCAGUGUUAUUUGAUCCA